UCUCGACAGCAUCAUUCAGAGCGGAGAACAGCUGGCUGCAGCAGGCGGUGCGGUGCGACGCGAGCUCCCGUAACACGGACCACCUACCAACCGGGAGGAAGCAGGCUUAAUCCGCACGAGCGCAGCACAUAGCAACGCACCGCCUCGCUGUCACACUCCGAUUUUCUUUCCACCAGAAACCGGUUCUGUACCUUUGCUGCUCUAUUUACAUUUGCAGCCCAGGAGGUAGGACAAUUUCCUAGAUGUAGGACCGCUCGGCUCAGCGCUGCAACAUCUGGCUGACGUUUGGAGACUCCGUAACCGUGAUCUGCUGCUGCUUCUCUGCUCCCCAGAAUCAUUUAUCGUGUGCCAGAUGGCAUCUGCAGCAGACUCCAGACAUGGACAGAAGGAUGCAUCUGAUCAGAAUUUUGAUUACAUGUUCAAACUCUUGGUCAUUGGGAACAGCAGUGUAGGAAAAACAUCCUUCCUCUUCAGAUACUCGGAUGACACUUUCAACUCUGCCUUUGUUAGCACUGUUGGGAUUGAUUUCAAAGUGAAGACAGUUUACAGGAAUGACAAACGGGUGAAGCUUCAAAUAUGGGACACAGCUGGACAAGAACGAUACAGAACCAUUACAACGGCGUACUACAGGGGAGCAAUGGGAUUCAUUCUCAUGUACGACAUCACAAACGAGGAGUCCUUCAGUGCUGUGCAGGACUGGGCCACACAAAUCAAGACUUUCUCCUGGGACAAUGCUCAGGUAAUCCUUGUUGGAAACAAAUGUGACAUGGAAGAUGAUCGGGUUAUACCAGCAGAAAAUGGGAAGCAACUGGCUGAUCAAUUAGGAUUUGAUUUUUUUGAGGCCAGCGCCAAAGCUAACAUCAAUGUGAAGCAAAUUUUUGAACGUCUCGUGGACAUAAUUUGUGAUAAGAUGUCAGACAGCAUGGACGCUACUCCAUCAACAGUCACUGGCAGCAAGCCUACACGUCUUACAGACAUGGCACCUCCUGUGCAACAGACUUGUUCCUGCUAGAAACCUCUGACCUCAGUGAACUUCACCUUUAACCUUACACCUUUUUAUCCUGACACAGUCCCUUUGUUGCAUGUAGUGCAGAGAUUCCAUGUUCUUAGGAAGCAAUUACUGAUUUCUUCAGAGGCCACAACAAUUAGUUUUGGAAUCAUGUUUAAAAUGUUUAAAAUAUAACUGAUAAAUAUUCUUUGAAGGUGAGUACUUCCUAUAAAAGUGUAUCUAGUGAAACUACAGCAAGAGAGUCAUGAAAAGAAAUAGCUAUUUCAGUCUUUCAAGCUCAUAAUCUUAGCAGUUCUGAAAUGGGAGUAUCAUUAGGAAAUGUUUGUGACAGACCUUUUCAUUAUUGUAAACUUUCACUUUUGAUGAAAUGCUUAUCGAUUUCAAAAUAAUGGUAAAAAGAUCAAAGGAAAGCAAAAUUUGGCAUGCAGUUGUGAAAAAUCAUUAGUAGUAAACAUACAUAUAGAGCUUUAUAAGAGUCCAACAAGAUGAGAUCAGAUGGUGCUUGACAGACUGUGAAACCCGGCACAGACUACAAAUAAUUUGCCUAGACCGCUCUUCUGGUUGUAUCCAUCAGACACAUACCAUUGGCAGAAUGAUUUAACCGCUUUACUUAGACAUUCCAAUUCCAGGUUACUGAAAUUAACCCCCAACCCUACCUUUGGAGGUUCCAUACCUGGGAUGCUUGCAUGCGCUAGUGACGCAGAUCUAGACCUCAGAAACCACACAAGCACUGCUUCCUUAAGAUCAGGAGCCAUCUAUAACUGGAGGUGCUACUUUUAGCAGAGGGUUAUUUUACUGCACUGGGUGCUACAGUUGUAAGCUGUACUUUGUGAAAUGACAAACAAUCCUCUUUACCCCAUGUGCUCAGCAUCUGUUCAGAAAUGUUAUUAAUGUCUCCUAGAUCCAUUCCAGAAAUCUAGUUAUCAUAUGCCCCCAUCUUAUCAAACCUUCUAGAGUUAGGAGUCAAGAAAUUAGUCUUUAAAUGCAUACAUCUUACAGAUUGUCAUAUUAUCAAGAAUUGGGAGGUAUAAACCUAACCUUGUCACUUUGUGCAGUAUAUCUUCCUUAUUGAUGUCUAGUCAGGUUUUUUACUUCUAGUUCUUAAAUUCUGAAUUAUGAUAAUGUGCUUUUAUUUAAAAUUUUCCUGUAGCUGCUAGAAAGAGAUUAUCCAAAAUGUGUUGUAUUUUUUUUUUACAUUUUGAUAAUCAAAAUAGGAAUCCACUGAGCAAACAUAUUGUACAGUCAUACCCCAAAAUAGAUUAUGCUCAUAAGCAUACAAAUGCAUAUUCAGCAGUUGGAAUGAAGUGAAGGGAGCUAUCAUUUCAGAGGCAUUUAAACACAAUUGCAGAUACUUCUUCUGUAGGCAUUUUGCAUCACGCCAUCUUUCACAAUUUUCCAGGAGCAGGAGACAUAGACACUGAUGACUUUGCUGUCAUGGCCGCAGAAUGACUGGAUAAGGAUAACACCUGCAUUGGAGAGCUAAGUACUUGUAGUCCAAAUCUGCUAUAAUUUUAUCCACUAGGUGUGUGUGUGUGUGUGUGUGUGUGUGUGUGUGUGUGUGUGUGUGUGUGUGUGUGUGUGUGUGUAUGUAUGUAUGUAUGUAUGUGUUUAUUGCUUACCGGUACUGCAUUGUAAUGUGUUUGUCUUGCAGGGACUAAUAAAAGUACACCAUCUAAUGUUUAAUGGCCCAUCCUUCUGCUGUUUUUAUCAUAAACAUUCCAUUGUCAGGUAAUGUGCUUUCACUCACACAUUUUAUGUUGCCUUUAGUGGAAUGUAAAUGUAAUAGCACCAUUUUAUGCAGAUUAUGUAGCUAAUGGAUCACAUUUCACUUUCUUUUAAUUAGGAUUAGCUUGCCAAAUUUAAACUGAGAAGUAUAUAAAUAUAUAUGCAUAUAUAUGAAAUGAAUGGUCAACAUGUUAGCUGACCAACACAAAACAGUGACCAUAACAUGCCAAUAAUUCAUUGUAUUGGCAGCUCUGAUUACUGACACAUUUCUUUUUCCAAUGUACUACCCAUAACCUACCACCCAUUCAGUUCAAAUUUGUCUGAAUAGUACUUGUGUUAUGGAGAUGGCUUUGCUAAGGUUAACUGCAAAGUCAGGGGCAGGGUUAGGGUUUGCAUGUAUUACUAAGGUAGAGCAAGGGACAAAUUAAACAGGAUUUUUUCUUAGUAACAGGGUGUACAAAUUCAUUUGAACAACAUAUACUUAUACAACAUCAUUUUCUUGAUGUUUGUAUUUCCUUGACUGACAGUAGCCUGGAUAUGUGUAUAUAUAGAAAAGACACCCAUACAAAUAAAUAUCUUCAUAAAAAAGCAUGCAUGCUAAACACAUUUUUAAAGGUAUUACUAGAAGUCAAUAUAUGCAAGCCAGCAGGCUCAACACAAAAUUGGACUCUUGCAUCAAAUGACUACUGAAUUUUUAGCAAGGGGUUAUAAUACCCAAGAACUCAGUAUGGCUAGAAAUGAUAUAAUGGGUUUGAGGGAUGGAAAAGCCAAACCAUUAUUUUUGAAUGGUACUGAUAGUAAUGUUAUACAACAUGAAAAUAAGGCUACACAACCUCUUAGAUAUCUGAUGACAUAUAGUAGGGCAAGUGAGUCUGUGGAAAGAAUUAUUAGGGAUAAUUGUGAUAUAUUAAAAGCCAUACCUGGCCAUGAGCAAUGGCUCCCCAAAAAACCUGAUUCACAUAUAAGAACUGUGAGAACUUGAAACAACGUUUAUGUUAUAAAGACUUCUCCCUAAAUAAAAAGGAAUGUGUAAAGUAUAAUACCAAAGGUACUGUACCAUGUUAUAAUUGUUCAUGUUGUAUAAGUAUAUGUUGUUCGAAUGAAUUUGUACAUCCUGUUACUAAGAAAAAAAUCCUGUUUAAUUGUAUGGCCACUUGUAAUACAUCUUUUGUUAUAUAUUUGGCUACUUGUACAUCAUGUCUAGGAUUUUAUGUAGGAAAGUCAGCAAGAAGGUUACGUGACAGAAUUAUAGAAUGUAAAUCGGACAUACGUAGGGGUAUAGAGACCAAUUCCCUAGCAAAACAUGUGCAGGAACAAGGUGCCUCCCAUCAGUUUACUUUUAGGGUUAUUGAGUUUUUGCAUCCGCAUAUCAGACAUGGUGACAUUAUUAAUAAACUUGACACAAGAGAGUAUAGCAGGUGACUUUGAAACCUAUUUUAAAGUUUAACCAAAAAAUGGUUAACUAAGGGAUUUUUAGCCUACUUUAUUUGCGACUUCUGUUUUUAUAGUUGUUAUAAUUUUCAUUCAAUCCCUGUGUAAUUAAUUUUUAAUUAAUGUAUUAGUGUGAUAGUAUAGGCUGUGUCACAUGAUUCAACAUUUCUAGUAUAUAAAUGGUUACUGAUUUUAAAGUUUUUUUAAACACUGAAGAAGGACUUGAUGUCUGAAAGCUUUGUUAUCUGUCACUUGGAAUAAAUGGUUCACGUUGUGAA
Protopterus annectens (West African lungfish) is the source of this 4443-nucleotide messenger RNA. RefSeq names its product RAB3B, member RAS oncogene family (gene RAB3B). The transcript has 5 exons. Gene Ontology annotation, biological process: protein localization to plasma membrane; protein secretion; regulation of exocytosis. The record is from RefSeq and is a predicted model, not a curated record. Gene Ontology annotation, cellular component: plasma membrane; endosome; synaptic vesicle. Lineage: Eukaryota; Metazoa; Chordata; Ceratodontiformes; Protopteridae. Gene Ontology annotation, molecular function: GTPase activity; GTP binding. The coding region runs from base 353 to 1012 and encodes 219 amino acids.